CUGCUCAACUGCUAAUAUAAGACUCUGCAUGUAACACCAGUGAUCAGGGUUUUUGUGGAGCAGACAGUUUGCGGAGCAGACUUGCCACCAUGGGACAAAGUCUGAUUGGGCACACACUGCCAGCUGACGCUGCCUGUGGGAAUGCAAUGAUUGAUAUGGGCCCGGACAGGUCUUUGCUCAUCCUCCUCAAACACUGCCGGGACAUGAAGCAACAGGAGACGCGCCUCAGAAUCAUCACUCUGCUCCUGCUGCUCGGCUGUACAGCACUGUUCAUUUUUACCAUCUGUGUUGAUUUAAGGCCCCAUGAAAACUCUGUAUCCAGUGGACAAGGGAGUGCAGCUGAGCGGGGUCCAUCCCACUCCAAGCAAGUGAGAGUUUCCCCAGCAGAUAGUCAAACAAACUUCAAAAGACUGCGCAUUCAUCUAAGGUCUGUGUCUGAAGACAACAAAACUGAUCCACGAUUGAUCCGAUGGGAUGUAGAUUUUGGUGAAAACAACUACGACAACAAGAAACGUGCCAUUGUGAUUCCUGAGGACGGCUUUUAUUUUGUCUAUGUGUGGGUUGCUUUAGGCUGCCACCAGGUUGACAGAGCUUCAAACUUCAAGGAAUUCAAGGUAGCGCUGCACAAAUGGACUGAAGGUUACAACUGUAAUGUGACAUUGAUUGAGGCCUGGGAUGGCAUUACAUGCACUCCAGACGGGAAAAGAAGCGUGUUUGUAGGGCAGCUUUUUGAAUUGUGGAAAGGAGAUCAUGUGAGUGUUUGGAUCAACCGGGGUUACAAACUGAUCACGAAAUCAACCUUUGGUGCUUAUCUUGCUUAGAGAAUAUACCUAGAUGAAAAUACUGUAAGUCGUCUUUGGUGUAUGUUUUCAUUGUCUCAGUCUAAAUAAUGUAUCUGUGAAAUAUUUCCUUAUUAAAAAGUAAAUUUAAGGUCAUCAAUCAUAACUCAAAAUAAUUGAGUAUUCAUGAUUGAAAGAUAUAUAGUAUAUUCAGAUGGUUGAAGAAAUUACAAGAACUGUCUUGUUGUUCUCCAGAACAGCUUUCAUGCUCCUUGACAGAGAUUCUACUAGAGGGAUGAACAGCAUUCUUCCACCUGAAAAGAUAUUCAUUCAUGUGGUGGUUUUGAUGAUGGUGGUGUCUCAAAAUUCUCCAAUGGGUGUGAGUAAAUAUCUCCACUCAUUCAAUGAGUUUCUUCCUUAACAUGUUACCUACCGGUCUGCGUAAAAUUGACACAACAAACAUUUCCAUUACCUAAAUUACAAAAAAAGAUUUACCUCCAGUAGUAUCAAGGCAUAGUUUUAGAGUUAUGUUUUUAUUGCUAAGGUUUUUUACCUAAAAAAGACUGGAUGCUAUCCACUGCUGAGACUUUUACUGUCACCCCAAAACAACAGAGGGGAAUAUAAUUUGUUGUGUUUCAAGCAUGGGACUGAAAAUAAAAAAACUCUAAACAAAUUUAUUCAGAAUAAUUCAAAUUUUGACUGAAACUGUCAUCAGUUUUCAUUGUAAGCUAUUCUCUGUCAAUGUACUGGGACAUUGCUUUAGGAAAGACAUACAGUUGACUUGUUCACAUUUAAUUUCUCAUUGUUUUAUUCAGCGUAAAGAAGACGAUCUAUCCACUUCCAUUGCAUUGAGGUAUAUUGUAGGGUUAUAAAUUCAGCAUUGUGUUGGAUUAAGUAAGGUUUGAAUGACUGUGGCUUAGAAUGAAGCAACUGAUACUGUUGUUUACAGUGUCUCUUAGUUUAGCACAGCAUUAGCGUUUUGCUAAAAAAUGACUUUUGGUAAAAAUCGCUCAUUUGUAAAAAUCAUCUCAUACAAGAUUUACAACGUGUAUAAACACAUUAGACAUGCUCAUUUUCAGCAUCAAUUUAAAACCAUGUGCAAAACGUGCCAGCAAUCCAUGACAGAGCCAAUACCAAUGUAAGCAUUAUGUUGUGUGUACUCAGGGAUUCUUUUAUGAAUUAUGAAGCACUAACUCAUUUACUACUAUGAAUAAAUUAGCAAAAAUAACUUAAGCUAACCGUAUUUUGCUUCUUAUUCUAUCAUGAGUUUGUUUUGUGCAUUCCUAUGGGUUAAUCUGUGUCAUCGCUAAAACUCUGAUAAGAAAGACUGUUAUUUAUUAUUUUGACUCAUUUGUAGCGUAUUGAAUGCUGCCAUGAGACUAUACUACUUUUAAGAUUUUUAACUGUACUGGACUCAUUGGAUAUUUUAAAUGUCGUCGAUUUUACUGUUGGAUUACAGACUGAUUGUUAUAUAAUCUCUUUAAAAGAACUUUAACAACUUUAUUUUCAUUUGUGCAGUUCAUUUGUGUCUCCAUUUUGACUUGGAAAUUGUGGUGUGAUUGGGAACACUUUUGCUGCUGUGGGACAUUGUUAUAUUUAUUGUGAUAAUGGACCAUACAA
Messenger RNA from Anoplopoma fimbria (sablefish), 2399 nucleotides. RefSeq lists its product as uncharacterized. Gene Ontology annotation, molecular function: tumor necrosis factor receptor binding. NCBI's taxonomy places the organism in Eukaryota, Metazoa, Chordata, Actinopteri, Perciformes, Anoplopomatidae. Bases 90 to 821 code for a protein of 243 amino acids. The transcript has 4 exons. Gene Ontology annotation, biological process: immune response. The record is from RefSeq and is a predicted model, not a curated record. Gene Ontology annotation, cellular component: membrane.